This is a messenger RNA of Parastagonospora nodorum SN15, 1260 nucleotides long. RefSeq lists its product as hypothetical. The record is from RefSeq and is a predicted model, not a curated record. Lineage: Eukaryota; Fungi; Ascomycota; Dothideomycetes; Pleosporales; Phaeosphaeriaceae. Gene Ontology annotation, molecular function: coenzyme A diphosphatase activity. The coding region runs from base 1 to 1260 and encodes 419 amino acids. The transcript has 3 exons.
AUGCCCACACCGUCCGAUACCCAGGAAAUCAUCAGCAACCUCAAGUCGGUGCUCCUCGAGGUCAAUGGACAUCCAUACCCAGAGGUCGCAUGUCCAGAUGGCGUGCCCAAACGCGCCUCUGUAGCCCUCAUCCUACGUGUACAGCCCAGGUACUCACAUUGGCCCACGUCCUCAGAGAACGCGUCGCCUACUUUUUUUCCAGACUCACCGACCAAGCGCCGUCGCUCUUCCGUAACCUCAAGCCACAAGCUGAACUUUGAAGAUAAGCUUAAUGCCUUCUUCGAACAGGACUGGGUGAAACAUGGUGAUCCUGAGCUCCUAUUCAUCAAGAGAGCAGCGCGAAUAGGUGACAAAUGGAACGGCCAUGUCGCGCUGCCCGGCGGAAAGCGAGACCCAGAGGACGCCGAUGACGCGGUCACAGCUAUGCGAGAAGCCCACGAAGAGGUGGGCAUAGAUCUCAGCGACGGUAAUGCAAUAGAGCCGACCGAAGUGGCCUCCUCCCACUGGGUGCCCCUCCGCGCCCUCCUACUCCCUGCUCUUCGAACGCAAGAGUACGCCGACGUGAGCGCCCGUCUAGCAAAGUCUGAGCUCGGCAUCAAGCGAUGGUUUCUCCAGGCUAUGCUUAGCAAGAUGAUGUUCGCCGCAAUACAUCUCGUACCGUCCAACUCGACGCAUUGCUCUACAAUACCAGACUUUAUACUGGCGGACGAGCCAUCGACUGGCCUCAUGGCGCGAGUCAAGGACACACUGAAGGGUAUGGAAGGCGGUCCAAGAGACAAGAAGCCACCACUUCUGCUCUGGGGCCUAACAUUAGGCGUUGUGAGUGACUUCCUGGAGCACAUCCCGCCUCACAACGCCUUGGAACUAUGGACGUAUCCUACGUUUACAAGCUGGGACGUUCGGUUUGUCAUGUGGGCCAUGUCGUAUCGGUUCAGGCAGCAGAAGUCAAAGGAGAUGAGCACGUCAAGCAUGGCGAGCAGUUCCGAUCCUGGUACUCCACCGAUACAAGACUUGCGAGGGCUGGGCAGCGAAGGAAUAGGAAGCCUCUACAACGAGAAGCCAGGCGAAGUAGGCAUCGCAGGCUUGGGCGUAGGGAGAGGGUGGGGACGGACUGGAAGAUCAAAGAUGAUUGCAAGAGGCGCGGCCGUCAAUUCCAUGUUGGGAAGGAUAUUAUCCAAUCCACUUGUUGCGAGAAUCGGCGUUGCCGCUCUUCUGGGCUUUGCGGCUUGGAAGACAUUCAAGCAGAACCGGUGGCACUGA